Messenger RNA from Chrysoperla carnea, 4859 nucleotides. RefSeq names its product A-kinase anchor protein 10, mitochondrial (gene pkaap). The coding region runs from base 126 to 1802 and encodes 558 amino acids. The transcript is spliced from 3 exons. Gene Ontology annotation, biological process: intracellular protein localization. Gene Ontology annotation, cellular component: plasma membrane. Gene Ontology annotation, molecular function: protein kinase A binding. NCBI's taxonomy places the organism in Eukaryota, Metazoa, Arthropoda, Insecta, Neuroptera, Chrysopidae. The record is from RefSeq and is a predicted model, not a curated record.
UAACAAUAUAAAUGUAUUACUUACUAAUAAUGUAAUUAAAUAACUUUUUUGAUACGAUGACAUUAUCCUAUUCGCGUCUAUUUAUAAAGACGCUGUUACAAUUGUCAAUGUCAAAAUAAUUGAUAAUGAAUUUUUGGAGAAAAACUGGUCAGAAAGGAAAACAAGGAAAGAACAAUAUAAUUGUAAAUACAUGUAAUGAAAGUUCAGAAAAAAUUCAAGUAAUUAAUAACGUAAACAAUGAAAAAAAUUUAUCCUGUUUACAAACUUUGUUCGCAUCCGAAAUAGGUAAAAUUGAUGACUUUACAACAUUUAAUUCAGAAAAUUCCCGAUUAUCUAAAACAUUACUCGAGGUACUGAACGAUAAAGGUGCGUUAAGUUAUUUCAUACAAUAUUUAGAUACUCGAGGUGCCUUAAAUUAUGUCAAAUUUUGGUUGGACGUGGAAAGUUUUCGUUCAUCAUUACAAAAUUCAGAUAUAUCAUUUAAAAUAUGUUUGACACGCGAUGAAUUAGAAACACCUCGACCGAUACCAUCCGUAUCACAUGACAGUUUAUCAGUUAGCACAGACUGUGAUUCAUUUACUGCCGAUUCUGGUAGUUUAUUUGAGUACUCUUAUAACAUAAACAAUGUAUCUUCAAUAGAGUCACCAAAUGAACCAAAUAAUUUUAAUGUUACUCCUAGUCAAUGUGAUAAUUUAGAUUUUAAAUUAAGUACUAAUAAAAUGAAGCUACAUCAAGAUAUCAUUGCGGAUGCAACUCGAAUAUACAAAAAGUAUAUAGCGACAGAUGCAUCUCAUUCAAUUCGAUGUCCAGAAGAUAUGCGACAACGAAUUGUUGAAAAUUUGUGUGUCUGUUUAACGUGUGAUUGUUUUGAUAAAGCGCAACAAUUUGUUUUUCAUAUAAUGGAAAAUGAUUUUUAUAACGAUUUUUUACGUAGUAAUUUUCAUUGUAAACAUCAAGUGGAUUUAUUAACUAGUGGUAAUAUAACAUUAUCUGAUAUUUUAUACAAUGAAACAGCACUGUUUUAUUUUAUGGAAUUCUUAGAACAGGAACAAUGUAGAAAUCUUUUAGAAUUUUGGAUAGCAAUUACAAAUUUUCGACAUAAUUUAAAAACUAAUCAAAAUUUAAAUAAUCAACAAAUACAGGAGGAUGCAAUUAUUUUAUAUGAUAAAUAUUUUUCAUUGCAAGCAACGAAUCCAUUAGGUUUUCCAGACGUUAUUCGUUUUGAUAUCGAACAAAAUAUUUGUGAUGAAAAUGGAUUACAAGUCACAUGUUUUGAUAAACCAUUAAAAUUAGUUGAAAUUGUUUUAGAACAGAACUUUUUAAAAUCAUUUUUAUCAUCACAAUUAUUUUUUAAAUAUUUAUCAGAUUUAAUAAGUACAAUACAAAUGACUAAUUUGCCUGGUCGACAUCGACGAAUUGGUUCAGAUUCAAGUAGUGAAAUUAGUAGCAUAUCAGCCCAUAAUACUUUAUUAGCAAUGGAAGAUUUAUCAUCAACUAAAUCGAAAAAACGUAGGAAUGGUGAAACUGAUAUGAGCAUUGACACCAAAUAUUUGUAUGAUCCUGAUUCUUUGUGGCGUAGGAAACAAACAGGGUUACAAUUAGGUAGAGUAACUGAAUUGGGUCGUUUUGAGACUGAUAUUGAACCCGAACCGGAUAAACGUAGUGAAUCAAAAUUUGGCAAUGUUAUUAAACGAUUAGUUAAUUUACAAGAAGAUAAGGAAAAAGAGGAAAUGGCAUGGCAAAUAGCUGAAAUGAUUGUUAAAGAUAUUACCAGAUUAACACUAAAUGAAUCGCCUUUUUGAGAAUUAUCAUUUUAAAAUAUUUAUAUGGGAAUUGAACCGUUUUUUACAUUUUUUUUUGAAAUAUGUUAAGAUAAACGAAUUAUAUCGAAACGAUACGAAUUCUACAGAGUGUAAUUUGUGAAGAUUUAAGGAAUGAUUCUUUGUGUUUUUUCAUGAAGAUAUUUAUUGUAUGCUUGACGAUACUUACCGUUUAGGUAAAAAUAUGUAAAAAUAAUUUCUAUAAAUAUAAUUCGGUAAAUUACUUUCGCAUACUGGGAAGAUGGAAAGGUAUUUCUUUGCGUGACGAUAUGUAAAAGGGGGGGAAGGGGAUUGAAGUCUAGAAAACAUGAUGUUAGAAGUUUAUGAAUUUUAUUUUGAUUUUUUUUUCUUAUCUUGUUGGUUUUUGUAAUGAACUAUUUAUUGGGGGUUAUAGCUUUUGUUUUAAGGGGCUAAUCCUCGAAAUUUGCGGGAAAUAACUGAUAAAUGGAUCUAUCUCUGAUAUGAUAGUAAAACAGAAUCAAAUAGAAUUCGGUACCUUUAUUGAAAGAGGCUUUAUACGAUGAUGUUUAUGGAUAUCGCACAGUAACAUCUUAAUAACCAUUAUUGAUAAAAAAAAACAUCAAAAGGUUAAAUCUUCUUUAAAAUUAUCAAAGAAUAUUUCUUCCACAUCUUCAAAUUACAUUUAGUAUACCAAAAUUUAAAUGAAUAUUCAUCGAAUUUAAAUGAUUUUAAAAUUAAACUGAGCAUUUUUUACCGAAUGAAAAGUGUGUGAGUAAAUAUGUUUAUUUAUACCUUUGACUUUAACGUUACCUUAUAAAUAUUUCAUAUUUCCAUUCCAUAAUAUUUGGUGUAAUUGCACGUAGAUUAUUAUUGGAAAAUUAUGCUAAAAUUUAUUUCGAGUGUCUUCCAAUAAAAAGGCGGAAAGUUUUUGUAUGAUUAGCAUUUGCAGCUCCACAAGACGACCCUUUAAUAUAUUGAAAACUAUAUUAAAUCGUUAUAAAUAACGCCCGAAUUCAUAAACACAUUCUUUAUAAAUUAAAUUUUGAUUACUCUUGAAGAAAUAAUUUCUGUUUCUUGUAUAUUUUAUUUUAGACUGCGUUUAGUUAAUAAAGUCAAGCUUGAUAAUAUUCGGAAGCAAAAUGGCAGCUGUUAUUUUGUAAUAAAAGAAAGUAACUUAUAAUUCAGACACCCUCCUUUUCAAUUUAUUUUAGGUAUUUCUAAUGACAUGAAAAAUCGUAAGAUGUAGUGGAUUAGUACAAAAACUACGAUUUUAACCGUUCCGAUCACUCGGUGAAAUUAUGGAGUGUAGAGAUUAGGAGGACCAUCUUUGUGUAUUGAAAAGUGUCCAUCGAAAAACAAAAAAUAAGGAUUACGCUGUUGUAGCAAAAGUGAGAGUAAGAUAAAGAUCUAAACAAGUUAUUAGAAAAUGAAAAUAUUAAAUAAGUUAUUAGAAAAUAGAGUAAUUCACAUCAAACAUCUUUUGAACACAAGCGUUAUUUUGAUCAAUUUUAUAACUGUUAUUUCAUGUUUUUAGCUGGGCACUUGUACUUUGACUCUAUUGUAAUUCUUCUAUUAUACUCUACGUUAAACUACAACAAAUAUCUUCAAAAUAAUAAUAAUUUAAAAAAGAAAAAAAACAACUUGAGAAACGUAAUAACUAUAAAAUGACUUUGACAAUAACUGCAGUAAUAUAUUGCAGUUUUAUAGUUUGUAUUGAAAUUUAACGUACUUUUGCUCUCUUUAAUGUUUUAACCUGACCAAAUUCAUUGUUUUGAGCGAAAAUAUGGGAUCAUAUCGUAAAAAUCUACACGUUGAUCGUUAUUAAAUAUUUAGUUUAUAUUCACAAUAUUCCAUUGGAGGAUAUUUGUAUUCUAACCGUCACUACUAGACUACUACUUAAUAUUUACCAUGUUUUCAAUGUUUUACCAUUUUAUGUUAAACUAUGUUCAAAAUUAACUUCAGGAAUUUAUAACUCAAUAUCUGAAUGUUCAUGCUAUCCAUUGGUAACAACUUGUCCUUAAAAAUAAAUAACUAUUUUUAUCAAAAAGUAUUUUAUUACAAAAUCCCUAAGGAGCGAGUACACGUUGGGCGCCAUCAAACGCGCGCGUUCCUGCCUGACGAUGGCCGUGAAGUAUCCAAGUACUUAAAUGGGUCGAAGUGUACUUGUUAUUUUGUUGCUAGAUGUCGCGGUGCUCAUUUGUACUUUACUCAACUAGUGAAAAUUGACAGAUUCUUUUGAUAUUCGACUUGCGGUAAAGUAUGAAGACAUAUGGCAAAGGCUCGUCGUUGCCUUAAUGGAAACAUAUCUCUACAGUUAAUAAAUUUUGAUCAUAAUCAUAAUAAUCGUAUGCGAUGUGUGUCCACAAACUAGCUAAUACACCUAAUCAGAUUAAAUGUCAGUAAUAUCCCAUGCGAGAAACCGUCACACAGAUAGAUCACAGUGUAACAUAGUCAUAGUAACAGUUUCCAAACUUCUCUUACGUGUUCUUCCUUGGUCUUGAUAUAGAUUUUCUUUGUCAAUUCUAGUCAUUUGGGCACAUAUUUCGUAUUUUUAUAUUUAAAUAAAACCAUAGACAUAGAAAAUGGACUAAACGUUCCUAUCUAACUGUACAGUAAAUAAAAGCAGAACUUUAUAAGAAAGAUAAGUAUAUGACGACCAGUCGGAUGGUCUCUAUGUAUAUGCUACAGAGACAAGUAUUGGUCAUCUUUGCGUUCAAUUUCUUGAGGAUAUUGCUUAGUCUAAUCUCUAUGUCUGUGAAUUAAACUAACUCGUCUUAACCAUGCCAGUUUUUAUUACAAUCACUUUUCCUUAAAAUGUCCUAAAAAUUUAUACUUACAUUAAUUUUCGUUUACGUACUUCAUGAACACUGUCAUUUUUCUUAAGAAUCUAAAUUGAUAAUUAUGAAUAUAAAUUACUGAGGUUAAUUCCAGACAAUGGUAGUCUCAAAAUCCUGUUUAAAAUUAUAACUAAUUAUAGCGAAAACAGUGGUAUUCAAUGAUAUAGAUUAACACAAUUAUUUAUUUUUUUAAUACAAAAACCCCUAACAUUAAUGAUAAACAAAUGUAAAUACAAUUGUU